Molecule: messenger RNA, 1436 nt
Organism: Oryzias melastigma (Indian medaka)
Lineage: Eukaryota; Metazoa; Chordata; Actinopteri; Beloniformes; Adrianichthyidae
Product: major histocompatibility complex class I-related gene protein-like
Exons: 6
Coding region: 1-1029 (342 amino acids)
Biological process (GO): immune response
Cellular component (GO): external side of plasma membrane
Source: RefSeq, a predicted model, not a curated record
AUGAGGACAUUUUUAACAUUGCUCUUUCUCUGUCAUACAGCCUCUGCAGUGAAACACUCCCUGAAGUUCUUCCUAACUGGCACUUCUGGAAAAACAAACUUUCCAGAGUUUGUGAGCUCAGCAAGAGUGGAUGAAGUUGAGAUUGGUCAUUGUGACAGCAUCAUGAAACGAGCAGAAGUCACACAGGAUUGGACAAGAAAACUGAUCAGCAAAAAUCCCCAACAUCUCAACUGGUAUUCACAGAGGUGUGUUGGCAGUCAGGAGUUCUUUAAGGCCAACAUGGAUGUUUUCAAGCAACGUUUAAACCAAACUGAAGGUUCUCACGUACUCCAAAGCGUGAAAGGCUGUGUGUGGGAUGAUGAAAGCGGUGAAAUCAAAGGCUUCGAUCAGUACGGUUAUGAUGGGGAAGACUUCCUCGCUUUGGACCUGCACGGUCUGACAUGGAUUGCUCCAAAAGCACAAGCUGUUGUUAUUAAACAUUUGUGGGACAAAGACGAAGGUAGAUUAAAAGACAAUAAAAAGCUGUACAUGUCAGAGUGUCCUAAAAUGCUGCAGGAAUACAUGCGCUAUGGAAGCAGUUUUCUGCAGAGAACAGAGCGCCCUUCAGUGUCUCUCCUCCAGAAGACUCCCUCCUCUCCAGUCAGCUGUCAUGCUACUGGAUUUUAUCCUGACAGAGCUGAUCUGUUCUGGAGGAAAGAUGGAGAGGAGAUUCAUGAGGGAGUGGAGAAGGGAGAGAUCCUCCCCAACAAUGAUGGAACCUUCCAGAUGAGCUCUGAGCUGAAUGUUUCAUUAGUCAAACAUGAGGACUGGAGGACAUAUGACUGUGUGUUCCAGCUCUAUGGGGUAAAGAAAGACAUCAUCACCACACUGGACAAAACAAAGAUCAUGACAAACUGGGUUUCUCCUUCAGAGUUUCCAGUUCAUCAUUAUGCAAUUGGAGUGGUUUCUGCAGUGGUUCUGCUCCUGGCGCUCGGUGGAGCCCUCUACUGGUGGAGAAAGAGAUGUUUGUCUACUUUUGGGACCAUAUAAGAUGUGUAGCAGCCCAGAAGGUUCUACAGAACUCUGAGUCCAACUCAAUGGUUAAUCACAUAGAAAUGCAAAUAGAUAACAAAAUGUGAACAAAAACUUGAAGAGAUAUUAAAUGUUGUCAUUUUCUUGUAGUACAUUUUUUAAAUAAGGCUGUGGUAACAUGCUGAAUCUAAAGAAGUUAAACCUUCGAUCCUCUCUCAAAAUCAACUUCACCUGUGUAAAAACGAAACAGUUUGUUGCUCAUUAAAGAUGACUUGUCUUUACAGAUGAUCUGGAAUAAAAAGCAGAUUUAAGCAAAUUAAUAAAAUCCAAAGCAUCGCAAGAAUGAUUUUGUUUAGCUGUGAAUGAUGAUGAUCUGGACAUGAAAGACACAAAAACACUUCCGUUUUUUUAACUUGAAAGAUGAA